Molecule: messenger RNA, 3543 nt
Organism: Bursaphelenchus xylophilus (pine wood nematode)
Lineage: Eukaryota; Metazoa; Nematoda; Chromadorea; Rhabditida; Aphelenchoididae
Source: the annotation of a GenBank genome assembly
AUGAAGACAAACAAGACCGUGUGUGUGAUUGGAGCGGGGGUCUCCGGAUUGCCUGCGGCAAAGUAAGUGCGGGUUAGGAUGGCUAGGGCCCGGUGGGGCUGGCAAGGGCCUGGUGGUGCUUGUUAAGGUACAAACCUUUGUAUUUAGAAUUUACGAAGGUUUUCUAGGGCCUUUUGGGGCUUCUUAAGACUUGAGCUGAGCUUGGGGCACAGUGAAAGCGGGCCGGAUGAGCUGGAGCUUAGUAACGCUGUCUACGACGUAGGGAAGACUUGGGCUAUGCUGGUGGCAAAGAAAGUGCAAGAUGGAUAAACUAUUGGUGCUUUUUCGGGCCUAGUCGGAGUCUUCGAGGUACAAGCCUUCGUAUUUAUGCAUUACAAAGGCUUGUUCAGGACCUAGUACAAAUGACAAGGGUACCCCAAAGAUGACUUUUAGGAUUUACUGGGGCUUGUUGCAGAUUUAUGGCUGGACUUUCUAUUACCCCCAACAAUUCAUUUUCUCGGCCACGGUGCAGUUUUCGAUGUGAUAGAGUGCUCAUUACGAUCACAUUGUAAAAAAACACAAGUUCGCUUUACACUGUGCAAUUUGUCGCUUUCUGCACUGUGCUAUAGGCUUUGUUGGGCUGUCGCUCGCACCCUGACCCUUCUUGCUUAGUGCAUGUUGUAAGAAUCGCCCCAGCGACGUUGCGACCGGACUAGUAAAGCACAGUAGAACCUACUUCAUUCACGUGCGCUAUUUCAGAUGGGCAACCGAAUACGGCGUGGAGCCCACCGUGUUCGAAGCACAAAGCCGCCUUGGAGGACUCUGGAACUACAAGGAAGAAGAGACCGAGUUCUCCACGGUCAUGAAGCAAACCGUGAUCAACACGUCCAAGGAACUGUCGGCCUACUCCGACUUUGUCCCGGACGCCGAAGACGCCAACUUUAUGCACCACUCCAGUAAGCUCAUGGUGGAGAGGAACAGUAAUAUACCACGCUUGUUUUAGAGCUCUGGAAGUACCUUGAUCGCUACGCAGAGGCUUUUGACAUCAAGAAGUAUAUCCGGUAUAAUCAUCGGGUAACGAAUGUCGAGAGGGCGCGCGAUUAUGAUACGAGUGGCAGAUGGGUAGUUAGCUAUAUUGAUGAGUAAGUUGUUAUUUGACAGUUUGACUCCUCAACAAGAUGAUUUUUUAUAGUUCCACUAGAAACAUGGUGAUUUUGUCAAAAAGUAUCAAAAAUGAUCAUGAAUACUCUUUAAUACUGUUUUUGAAAAAACAAAAUUUUUGCCCGGGAAUAGCUCUUUAGUCACUUUAAAUGUCCGUGAAAAAAUAUGAUGUUUUCAAAAGGUAUCAAAAAUUAUCAUAGAUAUUUUUUGAUACUUUUUAGUUUUUAUUUUUCUUCUAGAAUAUCAAAGCAAGAAUAAAAUUGAUUUAUGAAAAUGGUGGAAAGCAUGACAAACUUUUUUUUCACUAAAAAGAUUUAAAAAUUCCAAAAAUAGAUUUUUCCUCAAAAACAGAAACUCUAAACCUUCCUUUUCAGCAACGGCAUCGACCAUCAACAAACCUUUGAUUUUGUCCUCGUCUGCACUGGUCAUCAUGCCACGCCCAACAUGCCCCAACCAUGGCCAGGACAAGAGAAAUGGAGAGGUCGAAUGAUCCACUCCCAUUCCUACAAAAAGCCCGUCGGCUAUGACGACAAAAACGUCCUCGUCGUGGGCAUCGGCAACUCGGCCAUCGACGUGGCUUGUGAAUUGUCGCGAGUUGCGAAACAAGUCACCAUCUCCACGCGGCGGGGCGCUUGGGUUGUGGGGAAGCACAUUGAGAAGGGAUACCCCAUGGAUAUGUUCUUGAACACCCGACUUAAUGCAAUCAUCAAAUACUUCAGUAUGGACUACUUCAACAAGCUUUGUGAGGAGAAGUUCACCAAGUUCUUCGAUCAGGACGAAUAUGGAAUCCGGCCGAAGCACAAGCUGAUUGCGCAACAUCCCACUAUUAGCGAUGAAAUUCAUAGUAAGUCGAGGGGAAAUGUUUGCGAUGCGUUGUGCACACAUGUUUUGCUUUUUCAGGGAAAAUUUGAAGAUUUUUUUCCGAAAAGCUUCAAAAGUUGUCAUGGAUACUUUUUGAUACUUUUUUGUAAAAGACAUUAUUUUUUGCCCGGGACUCGCUUUUUCGUUGCCUUAUAUGUGUUGCCAUAACAAAUAUAAAGGUUUUUUCAAAAGGUAUUGAAAGCGAUCAUGGAUAUUUUUUGAUACUUUUUAGGGAAAAACUUUAAUUUUUGUCCGGAAAUGGCUUUUUUUGUUGCCCUAGAUGCAUUUCUAUGUAAAAUAGAAAGAUUUUUGCAAAAAGUAUCAAAAGUGAUCAUGGAUACUUUUUGAUACUUUUUGCGAAAAGCUUUAAUUUUUGUCCGGAAACCGCUGCGGGACUAAAACAAACGUUUAUUUGCCAAACUUACAUGCAUUCUACUCACGUUUACUAUAAGGUCAAAUUACAAAAUUUUUCGAUUUCAGACAAAAUCGGCUCCGGCACCGUGGUUCUCAAGGGAGACAUCCGACGUUUCACCGAGAACGGUGUCAUUUUUGAGGACGGAUCCUUCACCGAAAUUGAUGAAGUUGUCUGUUGCACUGGAUUCCUCUUCGAUUUCCCGUAUCUGGACAGCGGAAGACUGAUUCCAGUCGUGGACAACAAAGUCGAGCUCUACAAAAAGAUGUUCCCUGUGAACUCGGCGGACAAAAAUACCCUCGCUUGCGUCGGACUGUUCCAGCCACUCGGUUCAAUCAUGGCCCCAGCGGAGAUGAAUGCCAGACUGUUCUUCGAACAGGCCUUGGGCAACAUUAAGGUGGGUUUGAGGGGAUAUUUGGGAGAUGCCAAAAAUGGAAGAUGGGGAAAAUGGAAUGGAAAAAAAUUGAGCGUUUUUUUGCAAGAAGCUCAAAAUUUUUUAAUAUUUUUGAUUGACUGCACUGUGCAAAAAAAAUAAAAGAUGUUCUCGCACCGUGCGAAAAUAGUCGAAAUUUUUCGACUUGUUUGCACUGUGCAAAAAAAUUUGUUGUAAUUUUUUCCCAAAAAACCUUUCACUUUCACCCCUCAAAUUUCAGCUCCCCUCCAAAGAAGCGAUGAUCAAAGACAUCAAAGCGGCCAACGAGAAAAUGUUCAAGCGCUACACGAACGUGCCUCGGCACACGAUCCAAGUCGAUUAUGUGGAGUACAUGGACGAGAUGGCCAAUAUGAUUGGCUGCAAGCCACCGAUGACCAAGCUCUUCUUCACCGACUACACGCUGUGGAAGACGUUGAUGUUCGGGCCGGACGUGCCGUACGCCUACCGGUUGGUGGGGCCGCAUCCGUGGCCCAAAGCGCGCGAGGCGAUUCUGGACGUGGAGACGAGGCGAGUUAAGGCGAUUCGGAAGCGCGAAACGCCGGGGAAUCCGUUCGUUCGUUGCGAGGAGUUGAAGAAGGACUCGAUAAAUCCGGCGUGGAUCACGGGAGGGGUUUUGGUGUUAGCGGCAAUUGGAGCGAAAUUGUAUCAGAACGGCGCCUUCGAACAUGUCGAAGGCGUGGUCAAGCAAUAUAUCUGA